UUUGCCGGCCAAGUCUGGAAGGCACUCGGGGGCUGCAGGCUGCAAGUGGUGCGCGCGCCGGUGAUUAAGGCCGUGCGCGGCGGGGGCACCAUGCCGGGGAUGGUGCUCUUCGGCCGUCGCUGGGCCAUCGCCAGCGACGACUUGGUUUUCCCUGGGUCCUUCGAGCUGUUCCUGAGAGUGCUGUGGUGGAUUGGUAGCCUGACUUUGUAUCUCCUGCACCGAAGGAAGCUGGGCUGUGCUGGUGGGGUCCUGCUUAGUACCUACCUGAUUGUUCUCCUCCUUCUCCUGGCCAUCAUUAUUGGUGUGGUAUCGGCCAUCGUGUAUGUCAGCAUGAAAGGUAACGCCUCUUGGGUCAUCAUCGCUGCCACCGUGGUCACCAUUGUCAUCGUCUUUGACCCCCUGGGGGGAAACAUGGCUCCAUAUUCCUCCUCUGGACCUGACCACCUGGAUAGCAAUGACUCAAGCCAGUUCUUUAAUGGCCUCAAGACUGCAGCCAAGAGCGUGUGGGAGACGAGGAUCAAGUUCAUGUGCUGUUGCGUUGGCAAAGACGACCACACUCGAGUGGCGUUUUCGAGUACGGCAGAGCUUUUCUCAACCUACUUUUCAGACACAGACCUGGUACCCAGCGACAUCGCAGCAGGCCUUGCUCUUCUCCAUCAGCAGCAGGAUAACAUUAGCAGCCUCCAGGAGCCGCAGGAAGAGAUUGGCCCCACCCCGGGGCUCUCCCAGGAAGCAGAUUUGGAUGCAGAGCUUGAAAACUGCCAUCACUAUAUGCGGUUUGCAGCCGCUGCCUAUGGCUGGCCCCUCUACAUCUACCGAAACCCGUUCACAGGGCUUUGCACAAUUGGCGGAGACUGUUACAGAAGCAGAACGGCAGAGUAUGACUUGGUUGGAGGAGAUCAGCUCAACUGCCAUUUUGGCUCCAUCCUGCAGACUACAGGGCUGCAGUACCGAGACUUCAUUCAUGUCAGCUUCCACGACAAGGUGUAUGAGCUGCCCUUCCUGGUGGCUCUGGAUCACAGGAAGGAGUGUGUCGUGGUGGCCGUGAGGGGGACCAUGUCUCUCCAGGACAUCCUUACCGAUCUGUCUGCAGAGAGUGAGACCCUCGACCUGGGAAUGGACCUGCAGGACUGUGUGGCCCACAAGGGGAUUUCGCAGGCUGCCAAGUACAUUUACAGACGGCUUGUCCACGAUGGGAUUCUGAGCCAGGCAUUCAGCGUUGCUCCUGAAUACCGGCUGGUUGUCGUGGGGCACAGCCUGGGGGCGGGGGCUGCUGCCCUACUGGCCAUCAUGCUGAGGGGUUCCUAUCCCCAAGUCCGGGCCUAUGCCUUCUCACCACCCAGAGGGCUACUGAGUAAGUCCCUCUAUGAAUACUCCCAGGACUUCAUUGUGUCACUCAUCCUAGGAAAGGAUGUGAUCCCCAGGCUUAGUGUGUCCAACAUGGAAGAUUUGAAGAAGAGAAUCUUGCGAGUGAUUGCUCACUGUAAUAAGCCAAAGUACAAGAUCCUGCUGCACGGCUGCUGGUACGAGCUGUUUGGAGGGAGCAGUUCUAAUUGUGCAACCGAGCUGGAUGGGGGAAGCCAGGGUGCACUGACACAGCCCCUUCUGGGGGAGCAGAGUCUGUUGGCGCGCUCUUCCUCAGCCUACAGCUUCUCCAGCGACUCCCCCCUGGACUCUUCCCCCAAGUACCCACCUCUGUACCCUCCUGGCAGGAUCAUCCACCUGGAAGAAGAGGGUGCCACAGGGAGGUUUGGCUGCUGUUCUGCAGCUCAGUACAGGGCGAGGUGGGCCCAUGAAUCAGCAUUUGGCAAAAUUCUCAUCGGCCCCAAGAUGCUGACAGACCACAUGCCCGACAUCCUGAUGAAGGCCCUGGCCAGCGUGGUGGCUGACAGGGGAGUCUGCCUCUCCUGUCCCAGCCAAGGAGGCUCAGAUGCAGACAUGGUGUGACCAGGCCUGUGGCACAGGGCUAACCCCCGCACCUGUUCUCAGGCUGACUUAAGGUGUGAGGAACUUCUAUGAGGCCAUCAGCAGGACUUCAGGGCUUUCAAAUGACCGAGCAACGUAUAGGAACUAAGUUUUCAUAGUAUUAACAGGCUCAGGAGUUGGGAGUGCACAGGCAGCUCCUGAGCCCGCACCAUGCAGGAAGCCCUCCCACCCCCUUGGUCCAUCUGCGAACUGCCUUAGAAGCGGGGGGAUCCAACGGCGUUUGAAGACCCUCGGUGGAUCUGUUGCCUCUCCCCUCAGGGUGUUGUCCUCAAUCUAUUUGGACAAGUCUGAACUUGGAUGAAAGAUGUGCACUAUUUUUUUAACCAGGCCCUCCCCUGAUUGAGGGUGUUAAGGGCAGCCCUGAGCUCCAGCCUGGAAUGAAGAAUGGAGGCAAGGAGAGCUCAGCUCUGCCCCCUCCCCACCCCCUCCCCCCAAGGCAGGAGAUGAUCCUAUGGGAGCUGAUCACCUCAUCCUCAUGCAUUAUUCUGGGCUGGAGGCCUGUCUGGCUCAGGGACAGCUAUAGACUUUAAUAAAGCACUUGCCCAUCAUUACAUCUAUCCAGUGUUCCCAGCAAGGCCUACUGGGUAGUUUCUACAUUCAUGUUUGAAGUAGGGUCUGUCUACUAUAAACAAAAAUGAAACAUCUAAGUUUUCCUGGUGUUCUGGCUACAGACAGCACAAGUACUGGAUUUCACCCACCAAAAGCCCAAUGACAAAGAUGUCUCUUAGAAGCUUAGACUUGUCCAUCAGAAUGGGGAAAGGAUGAGCAGUAGCAUGUCAGGGAGACACAGGAAUGAGUCCCACAGGGGUGAGGGUGGAACGAGGUAAGAUUGCCGAGGCUGUGAGUGGAGCUGAGGAAAGGGGAAGGCCUCCCUGGCUCCUCCCAUUGAGCUCCAGGACCUCUGGGGCCCAAACAGCUUUGAGAAACCUUCAAAGGGAAACCAUGUGGUAUCACAUGCCUAUAGUCCGGGGAUACUCAGGAGGCAGAAGCGGAUGGAAUGUUCUGGUUAGCCUGAAUUACAUGGUAAGAUCAUCUCCAACAACAACAAAACCCAAAAUAAACCUUAAAAGACUUAAAAACCUGUAGGAGGCUUUUUUCAAAGCUCUGUUGGAAUGCUCACAGCAGAAUGCUACAAGGAUCCCUCCAGUUCCUGCGCUUCCAGGGAUGCGGGGGCGGGAGGGGUGUAAGGGGGGGCUGUGCACCUGCAUCACCAAGACCACCCCCCAGUGUGUAGUGUGUUCCACCUCCAACCAGAGCACAAGACUGACAGUGACAAGUGACCAGAAGCUCCAAGUGAUCCCGUUGCCGUGAGGACAGAGAUCCGACCCCAGGAGGCGAAGAACUGAAACCAUGAGGUCAGCAAGCAUCACAGAAGUCAGAAAGUGGAGACAAUGCACUUCCAGAUGGAAGGACCACGGAUAGCUGGACAUCAACUUGAUGACAUGGAAGUUUAUGAAGGAAGCAGUCAGCAAACCCUGAUAUCUUGGAAAUUGCUAAGCAAGACAGUGGAAGAACUAGCUUCAGAAAUCUGAAGCAAGAUUGGAGGAUCGUGGCUCAAGGCCAGUCAAGGUAUAAUUAAAGGCCUCCAUCUCAAACCAGCUGGGUAUUAGUAGAGCAUACCUGUAAUCUCAGCCAGCAGAUGUGUAGGCACUAGGAUGGUUGUGGUCUGAAGCUACACCCAGCAAAAAAGUACAAGUCCCUCUAAUCAGUAAACUCAAGCAAAAAUGGCUUAGGACAUGGCUCAAGUAGCAGAAUCCUUGCUGAGCCCCUAAGUUCAAACCCUAGUACCACUACAAAGAAAUCUGAAAGGAUUACCAACCUGGAAAUUUAGACCCCACCUAAGAGCAGAAUGGCUCUUGUCAAAGAUCCCAGAACUCAAAAAUACUUCCAUUACACUUUCCAGAAGGCUACUCAUUGAGAAAGAUAAAAUAUGGGAAUCUGUAUGUAAGAAACAGAAGGUUAACAUACAAGAAAGAUGUGGUCAUGUGACCAAGACUUAGGAAGAUCAAAACAUACCUCUUAAGAUUCAUUCAUUUAUUUAGUCAAUCAUGGGGCCUGAACUCUGGUCCUGG
Molecule: messenger RNA, 4058 nt
Organism: Dipodomys ordii (Ord's kangaroo rat)
Lineage: Eukaryota; Metazoa; Chordata; Mammalia; Rodentia; Heteromyidae
Gene: Daglb
Product: diacylglycerol lipase, beta
Exons: 14
Coding region: 91-1947 (618 amino acids)
Biological process (GO): lipid metabolic process
Source: RefSeq, a predicted model, not a curated record